AAUAUUGAGUCGUGUUCGCUUAGGUAGAUUAAAAUUGGCGAGAAACUCUAAGAGCUCAUGUUUCAUAUAUUUCUACAAAUUAAUUUGGACUUUAUAAAUAAAAUAAAAUAAAAAUAAAAAUUGAUACCCCCAACCGUUAGAUGGCGUUGUGCAGCAGAAGAUAAGUGCCGAAGAAGAAAAUCAACACCACGAAUAACAUGUUACCGCGUUAUUUGUUUUUUUCAUUCACUACAAUAUGGAUUUUGUUUAAGCACUGAUCGGCGUACUGCACACGACAACGGAGAGCUGUGGGUGGCGUCGCCAUGGCCGGGACUACUGUUGCUCUCGAGUGGGAUGAGAUUAGGAGGAUCAAGCCGCGGAGCCUCCACGAAUGUGACAGACAUGAAUUGGACCACCUUGUCGCGCGGCUCACCUCGACAGAAGAGUGGCGGGUGGAGCGUCAGACUCAGGAAGAUGUAGUCCACAUGCUGCGAGUGUUGCAGGCCCUGCUCAAGAUGAAACAUCAGGAAGCGUCUCUCGCCGAGCAGUUAAUAGAAGAGCAAGAGAAAAAUGAAAAGAAACUUCAAGCCAAGAUAUUGAGACUGGAGGAAGACCUCAAGUACGCAAAGAGCAGAUAUGGUGGUGGCGGGACAGACAAUCGCUUCCUGAGGAAUGAAAUCCGUCAGCUGGAGACGCAACUGGAACAGAAGGAAAAGGAGGUGACCCAUUUGAGGAGGGAGAUGGGAGGAAGCAAGAAGACCAUCGAUGAGUUGGUCCUGCGAGCAGAAGCAGCCGAGGACGAGGUCAAGUCGUUGAAAAGAGAGAACACGCAGCUGCAGCGGGAUGUCGACUUUUACCAAGGAGAGUUGGAACGUAAGGAGUCCGAUGUGUCCAAAGAGGAGAAUCCCGAAACUCAAAAGAAGCUCAGCUCAGCCAACCGCCAGCUUUCCCAGUGCCUGGACGACUUGCAGCAAGCAGAAGAGGAGAUAUCACAGCUGAAGGCAGACAACCUCCACAUGCAGAAAUGUGUGAUGGAGUCAGCCAAGGAGAUGGAAAAGAUGAGCGACGAGUACAACCAGAUCAAAAUGGCCGUCCAUCAGUGCGACUCCUUGACAGACCAGCUUAGGAAAGACAGGGAUCGCGCCGAGCUUCAGGUCAGAGAGUUGACGCAGAAGAUUAACUCCAUGACAGAAGAGGAUGACCCCAUUAUUGCAGCAGUGGACGCUAAAGUGGACCAAUGGAAGAAAGUGCUCUCUGCAAAGGAUGAGGACAUUUUAGUGUACCAGCAGAUGAUCCGUGACCUGCAGCACAAGUUGCGAGUCGCCCAGUUGGACUUGGACAGAAGCAACAUUUUAGCCUUGCAGCAGGCUGUGGAGGAGCGAGAUGAUCAGAUUAAAACCCUGAGAGAGCAAGUGGAGCAGUUUACAGAUGAAAUGGAGAAGCAGACAUUGCUCAUGGAGGGUCUGAAGGUGCCCAAAAAGGAAAGUAGUGCAUUGGUCCAGCAGAGAAAAAUGGAGGACCUCACAUCCAAGCGGGAUGCUGCUGAAAUGAGAGCAGUAGAGGCAGAGGAGGCUUUGAAACGAGCUGAAGCUCAUGCCGAAGAAAAAGACCAAGAGCUCAUUGAGGCCUCAAAGCGCCUGAGAGAAUAUGAAAGAGGCACUUAUGGCCUGGAAGAAGCCACCGCUGAGGUCAAAGAGUGUAAAAGUCAAAUCCAAAGGAGAGAUUUGGAGUUGGAAUCUCUGACCAAAGAGAUCAACCAAGCGUACAUGACGAUUAACCAGCUCUCAGAGGAAAAUGAGGACUUCCGGGAAAGACUCGGCUACAAACCCAAACAGGAAGUGGACCUGAGCGAAUUCAAACGAGCAAGAGACCUUAAACAGCGGCAAUAUAAAGCUGAAAAUCAAAUACUCGCUAAAGAGAUUGAACGUCUCGAAGAGGAACGACUACAGAUGAAGAAACAAGUCAGACUCCUGGCCAAACAGAGAGGGCUGCCACCAUCCAUCUUGGUGGAGGAAGCUGUCUCACACAGGACAAGUCACACAGACGAAGAGCUCCGAGCCAAGAAUGAGCAUCUGGAAGAAGAGCUGCAAAUCCAGAAGAGACAGAUGGAGCUCAACAAGACACAGUUUCAUCUCAAGUUGGAGCAGCUCUCCAAGGAGAAAGGAGAUGUGGAGGCUGCACUCAAGGAUGUCCUCCAGGCUUUGAAGGCCAAGGAGACCAGUCCGUCUGACGCUGACUCGGGUAUUUCUGGUCUCGUGGAUGUAGAGAACGUCAUGGGCAAGCACCUGACGUCGGACCUCAAGUCUCAAAUCCACGAAUUAGUGGGCAGAAACGAGGAGCUCCGGCGGGAACUGAAGUCCACCCGUGAGGAAGCGACGGGCAGCGUUGCUCAACUCGCCGCCGCAAAAGAGAAAAUGAGUCACCUGGAGGGCAAGCUGGAGCACCUGAGCAAGUCGGGCGGCGGCAUCGCCGGCGGCCUCUUCCAACCACUGAGCCUCCCCGAGGGCCUGGAAAUCAGCAGCAUGGAAAUCAUCAACUCCUUGAACGAGUACGCCGUCCGGCUGCUUCAGGAAGUCCAGAAUCAGGAGAACACACGGGACAUGUUGACAGCGACACUGGAGGAAUACAAAGAGAAGUUUGCCAUUAUUAGCCACCAGCAAGGGCUUCUGUAUGAGGAAUACCUCAGUGAGAAGUCGCAAUGGGAGAAGGAGAAAGAAGCUUUGACGAGCACCAGAAGCAGACUUGAGGAGAAACAGGAGUUGGACUCUGUUAAACUCCAGCAGUUCAGCGACCUGCUGGAAGCCCUUGAGAAGGACCCAGAGGAAGUCAGGCGGCAUCUGAGUGAAUCGCUGCGCAAGUUGACCGUGUCCAAAGUCAACGAGAAGAAGCUGACUCGACGCUGCACCACCCUGAUGGAGCAAGAGCAGCACCUGCGCAAGGAAAACGCUCGGCUGAGGGACGCCGACGCUCAAAUGCAGACUGCUGUCACCGAGAGAAUAGGCUGCCUGCUCAGAUACAAGGAAACUGCAGCGUACAGGAUGGCAGUGCUGCAGAAGGCCUUGGAUGACAGCGUGCCGGCGUCGGAGCUGGAGAAGGCCAACAGGCAGUACACAGAGCUCACAGUCAAAUACAGAGAUGUGCUACAGAGGGACGGACUGCUCGUCAAGAGAACCACAAACUUGGAGAAUCUGGAGAGUGAGAAUGCAUCUUUAAGAGGACACAUGGCCACCAUCAACAAGGAGCUGGAGAUCACCAAAGAAAAGCUACACGCGUUGGAGCAUGCGUGGGAGAACUCGAAGUUGGAAACGGGCGAGGGCGAUGCAGAGAAGAGCCAAGGCGAAGGGGCAUCGGCCGCCCGGCGGCUGGCCACGCUGGAGAUGAAGGAGCUGAACGAGCGUCAAAGGGCGGAGCAUGCCGCCGCCAUGUACGAACGGCUGAGGAGCUCACUUAGCAAGGUGGAAGAGCGGAACAGUGAGCUGGAAGCCAAGUUUGCUGAGUUGACCAAAAUGAAUGUAGAGGCACAACACCUGGAGCGAGAGCUGAGGGAUGAGCUGGCUAACUGUGUCACCAAAGCAGCUAGCGAUGCCGACCGGGCGAGGAUCGGACAGCUGGAGGCCAUUGAGGCACAACUGCGCACGGAGCUUUCAAAGCUUCGGGAGGUUUCCGACAUUGCAAUGAAACAAGCGUCAGCUUUCCAGGCCAGACAACAUUCGAACGACAAGGAGGUGGAAUCUUUGAGGAGACAAAUCUUAGACUACCAGUCUCAAUCGGACGAGAAGGCCCUGGUGGCGAAGCUACACCAGCACAUUGUGGCUCUGCAACUCAGCGAGUCAGACGCCUUGGCUAAGCUGGCCGCUUCCACCGCCCACGUCCGCCAUUUAGAGGCGCUCUUGCGGCGCUCCGAGCAGCGUCAGGACGCCGGUGAGCGGGCGCUGUUCCUGACCCGUCAGGAGGCCAGCAGCCGUUGCUGGCGCCUGCGGCAGAUGGUGCAAUCGUUGCGCCGCCAGUUUGCUGGCGCGCUUCCGCUGCAACAGCAGGAGAAGUUUUCGUCCACCCUGGUGGGCCUCCAGGAGGAGAGGGCAAAGGCGUUCCAGGAGAGGAGGGAGGCAGAGGAAGCACGGAGGACAGCGGAGGGUCGCGCGGAAGAGCUGGAGUUGAGGCUACGAGGCCUGGAGGAGCUCUGCAUCACGUUGAAGGAUGCCAAAGGGGCCCUGAAGGUACGCGAGUGGCACAAGAAGAUGGAAGAAGCCCAACUGCAGGAGCUGAGGAAAAGCAGGGAGGUGACAAUGCAAAAGGAGGAGAUCCGGUACCUGAAGAACCUGCUGGAGGAGCGGGAGAGAAACAUCCACUCACUCGGCGAGGAGUUGGUGCAGCAAAAUAUGAUUCAAGAAGAGCGCCAGCUCGCGUGGGACCAGCGAGAGUUGGAGUUGGAGCGUCAACUGGACCAGCACGAGAAACAUCAGGAGUUACAGGGAGGCACUGAAAAGGCAAUGGAUACUCCCAGCUACCUCCCGGACACAAAUCUACCUCUCAACCGACAACAUGAGUUUGCCAUGAGAAAAAUCAGUGAGCAAGUUGAUGUUAUCUUGAACACGCAGGCCGCUGGAAAACGUUUGGAGGAGAAACUGAAGGAGAAGGAAGAAGCCUUGAGAAAGUCCGAAAAGAAUGUGGCGGCCAGGGACAAAGUCAUCAACGAGCUGCGUCUCCGCCUCCCGUCCGUUGUCGCCGGCGGUGGGCGUCCACCGACGGACACUUCCGAGCGUGAAGGAGAAGCGCUCAAGCUGGUGCGCAAGACCGUGAAAGAUCUCCAAGGGCGAUUGGACAAGAAAGAUGCUGUGCUCAAAAAGUACCAGAACCAACUGUCACAAGCCGUAAAGGAUCAAGAGGAGCUUAUCAAGAGGCAUGACGAGGAGCUUAGGACACUUUAUCAGAAGUUGGAUUCUAACAACGACACCAACCUGGACCGCCUCAAACAGCAAGCAGUGGAGAUGAUGAAAAAGCCCAGCAUCGUCAUUCCUACCUCCAAACAUUUGGACCGCAUGGCAGAGUUGGAGCAGACUGUGGUCGAACAGGACGUGUCGCUCAUGUCCGUUACCAAUAAGUUGAAGAUGGCCACCGUGGAAUUGGAGCAAGUGAAGAUGGCCAUGGAUACGCAGGCCAAGAAACAUGCAGACGAGAUGUCCAGGCUCAAGGAGUUUCAUAGCGUAGAGGUGGAAGAUCUGGCCGUGGAGACCAAAGACCAGAGGAGAGAAAUAACAGAGCUGAAGAAGGAGAUUGACUCCCUCCGGAACGAGCUAGAGAGCCAAAAGGAGGCCAACGUUCUGUCUCCAAGCAACACCAUGAAGAACUUGGUGGAACGCCUAAGGCUGCAGCUGGUCCACAAAGAGAAACAGAUCAAGGCUCUCAGCAAGGUUCUCUUAGAACUGCGGACCCAAAUGACAUCUGCUGCCGAACAACAAGUCUUAGCCAACGCCGCACAGACUGAGGAGAGGCUCAAUGUACAGAAGUUAGUCGACAAGCAUACCAAAGACCUGAAGGCUCGGGUGCAAGAGCUCAGCAAGGAGCUACAAACGGCAAAGGAGUCAGCCAAGAGAAACGAAAGCACCCUCAGAAAGGAGGUAGACAAUCUGAACCAAGAGCUCCAGAAGAGCCAGAAUCAUCAGAAGAGCUUUCGGGUCAAGAAGGAGGAAGGAGAACAGGAAAUCCAGGAGCUCCAGAAGCAAGUCAAGAGGCUCAGCAGCUGCAUUCAGAAUGAAAACAUGUUCGAAGGGAAGGGGCCAACCAUUGAGAAUCUACAGAAGAAGAUCAGGAAGUUGGAGUCAGACCUGGAGAAGAGUGCUGAAACCAAAAGAUUCAAUCAGGGAAAGUGCAAAGAGGAAAUACUGCAGUGGGAAGAGGGCAAGAAGUGGCAGUCUAAGCUUGAGAAGAUAAAGAAUGCGCUGAAGGAUAAGGAACAAGAAAAUGACUCGCUGUCCAAACAGCUCAACACGCUAAAAGAUCUCUAUGGCAGACUAGAGCGAGAGAGGAACAUACUGCUGAAGAAAACAAAAGCUCGAGGAGUGACAGCGGACCAGGUUGCGGGAGUCAGACGAGAUGAGUUAGACAAGGACCUCGAGGAGCUGAGGAAAAAGAACGCAGAGCUGGAGAGUCAGCUGAAUGCCAUUAAGCAGCAACAGGCUCUAAGUCGUGACGCCGCUUUAGAAGAUCUGACACGGAGGAACCACCACCUGGAGGAAAGACUACAAGCAAUAGAGACCCAGACAUCUCCCUCAAGAAUGCCCACAUCAGAGAAGGAUGCAGAGACACCAAGAGACAUGAACCUCCAGAAGGAAAACCUCAAACUGGCUUCAGAGAAUCUGGAGCUCCGUCUCCAACUGGCACGGGCCAACAUCGACCUGCCAAGGCUGAAGAGUAAAGUUGCAGACCAGGAGGAGAUGUUCAGUGUCCUGAAGAAAGAACGCGCUGAUUUGCAGAAGAGGCUGGCCAAUACCAAAGUUAGCUCAAGCGGAAAAAAUGUGCCCGAACUCGAGAAAACCAUCCACUUGAUGAGGAAGGUGGUGGAGAGGUUACAAAAGGAGAAUGAGGCACUCAAGAAAACAUCAGCAAUUCAAAGUCAGGACAAGGCCUUGGAGCAAGAACACAAAAAGCUACAGGCCGAAUACGACAAAGUGAAGAGCCAACAGGAAGCAGAGAUUCGCAGAUUGGAAUAUAAAUGCAGAGGACUGGAGAAGAUCGUGACAGAGAACGAACGUCUGCGAAAGCAAGUCAAGAGGGAAGCGAAUGCCGUCGAGAAACUGCGAGUGUCCAAGACCAGCGUGGAGCUGGGCUGUGAGAAGCUGGAGGUUGAGCUGGAGGAAACAAAGCAAAGACUCCGCGACGCACUGUCCAAACCCGCCCUUGAAGUCACUGGCGGCAAGUCCACCAAGGUGUCUGUGGUGACUCGAAUGUUUGAGAACAAGAUGAAGGAACUGGAGAAGGAACUCUCUACGAAAACCUCCAAUCUGGCAGAACUCAAACAGAAGUUGAAGGAGGCGAAUCUACGUGAGGAGACGGCGCAGAUACGCAUCCAGCAACUCGAAGAUCAGGUUGACAAAUUGAACGUUGCCGGCAGGGUGCAUACAGAAGCAGAUGUCUCCAAGAAAAUGAGCGAGUUGAGCGCAGAGUUAAAAAAAAGACUGGAUGAGUCCAGCGAGCAAGACAGUGGGACAUCCAAACACGACACAGAAAGCAGGAAGCUGAAAAGUCUCCUUAAAUCAGUAGAGGCGGAGAAAAGCAAACUGGAAGCCCAAGUCCAACAGCUGAAGGACGAAUUGGGCAAGUUGGAUGCCACAUUCUUUGAUGAGAUUGAAGACUUGAAGUACAACUACAAUGCGGAGGUGAAGAAGAACGUCGUGCUCGAGGCGCAGCUGAGGGAAAUGUGUGAUCGCACCUCAAGAGACACCCUCAGUUGAGGUCAAAUCGGGUGCAGCGUUUAGUAGACAACUUCAUGGCUUACACUGAUAAACCUUUCAGUGCCUUGGUAGCAAUAAGCAUCAGUGUGAUUUGAACAAUUUGUCCAUUGGACAAUGUUAUUUUUAAAAUUGCAGGAACUUUUACGUCUUAAAAUGUUACUUUCAUAAGUGCAGCUUCAAAUGUCGUACAUUAUCCUGUAUUUUUUUCUGCUUUAUAACGGUACAAUUGUUACAAUACAGUGUGGGACGAAUAAAGGAUAUCUUAUCUUAUCUUAUUAUCUUAUUGUCAUGUACAAUCGUAGUGUUUGUGAUAACUACAAUAAAACAUUACACGGGUUA
This is a messenger RNA of Hippocampus zosterae (dwarf seahorse), 7769 nucleotides long. Its product is annotated as centrosomal protein of 290 kDa-like. Lineage: Eukaryota; Metazoa; Chordata; Actinopteri; Syngnathiformes; Syngnathidae. The coding region runs from base 303 to 7430 and encodes 2375 amino acids. The record is from RefSeq and is a predicted model, not a curated record. Gene Ontology annotation, biological process: camera-type eye development; kidney development. The transcript has 51 exons.